Messenger RNA from Esox lucius (northern pike), 3897 nucleotides. It is a transcript of the gene znf648, whose product is annotated as zinc finger protein 648. The record is from RefSeq and is a predicted model, not a curated record. Lineage: Eukaryota; Metazoa; Chordata; Actinopteri; Esociformes; Esocidae. Gene Ontology annotation, molecular function: RNA polymerase II cis-regulatory region sequence-specific DNA binding; DNA-binding transcription factor activity. Gene Ontology annotation, biological process: regulation of transcription by RNA polymerase II. Bases 630 to 2198 code for a protein of 522 amino acids. The transcript has 4 exons.
AUGGUUCACACGCCGGGAGGAGGAUGCUCUUGGUUUGCCUACUUGGAGAUAGGGGAACGUUGUGGAAGAAAUCAUCAGCUUCAUCUGGAGGCCAGUGGGGGUGUGCAGAAGUGGGCAACAUGGAAGAACAUUGGAAAGUUGAACAUCAGGUGGACUGCAGCGUUCUGGAUAAGGUGCAGGAGUUUGAUGACAGAAGCGGCGAACCAAACUUAAUGACAUGUACUAGUCUUUGUGUGAUCUGUACCACUAACUGUGUGUGAAUAGGUCUUCACAAGAUCCUCAACAAGUAAUAUCAUCAGCAGCUAAAGCCUCAAUAUUGAUGUGGCAAGGUUCUCUCUCUUCUGAGCCUGACAUCCUGGAGUGCUUAAAACCACCCUGAGAGACACCAGUAGUGUGAGUAUGUGGUGCUGCCACGGAUCAUAUCCUGGCCAUCUAAAAGGAGCAACCUGCCAGAUAAUAGGUCACCCAGGAGUGUGCAGAGACGCCAGAGACGCCGUACAGCAAAUCCACAUCUUUGACAGACGCCUGGUUAAUCUCUGAAAUACACAACAGGCAUUUCAAGGAGGUGAGGUCUCAGGGAAAUUCCUUUGUCAACUUAAAACCCUGCUCUAUAAUCUAUAAUAUCCACAAUGGCUGAAGAAAGGCCAUCAUGGACCUCUGAAAGGUUUGCUGAUAAAGUGUACAUUUCCAAGAGAAGUAUCAGGAAAAACCAAAUAAACAAAAUACACUACAUUUCCCAAGUGCCGUCAGACAGUGGAAAAGUGGGAAAUGACUUUAACCAAUCUGAUAAUGAUGAUAAUGAUUCACUCUCAAAUAGCAGCUGCACCGGAAUGGUUUAUUUAAACCCACAAACACCUACCUUGACCCUGGCUGAGAAGUUUGCUGAGCUCAACUCUGGAGAAGACAAGAGAUGGUCUCCCUAUCAUGACCCCUGUAGUCCUUCAGGCCCACCAGCAGCCAUUGAACACAAUAUAGCCAAUAGGAGAGGCUCUACUGGCCUGGAAGGGGUCUACCCAGACUCAUGCAAUAACCAAAAGAUUAUAAAAAGGAGACUGCAGAGGAAAGUGUGUAGUAAUGAUCCUUCCGAUCUGAAGCUGCGUCUGGUGAGAGAGAUGAGCCCAAAACCCAAGGUCACUCAUUCUGAUAUACGUUGUGAUGUGCGAGAUAUGUUUGAUGUGUGUGGGACAAAAGGAAAUUGGAAGAGUGGAAUGUCACUAGUAAUUCCCCCUAUGUUGAACAAAGCUGCGACCAUGAUCGACGCCUGCGAAGAGGACAAGGUGCCUAUAUUCUUCGCUGCCAUGAAGAAACGUGGGGUGGAAGGAGACACAGAAAAUCGGCCAUACAAAUGUACCCACUGCAACUGGGCCUUCAAGAAGUCCAGCAAUUUGCAGAGCCACCUGGACACUCAUAGUGGCCUGAAGGCUCAUGUGUGUGACCUCUGCGGCAAGGCCUAUUCCCACCAGGGGACGUUGCAGCAGCACAAGCGCCUGCACACUGGAGAGAGACCCUACCACUGCCCCUUCUGUGACAAGACCUACAUCUGGUCGUCCGAUUACCGCAAGCACAUCCGCACGCACACCGGUGAGAAGCCAUACAUGUGCGAUAUCUGCAGCAAGGACUUUGUCCGCUCCUCAGACCUGCGGAAGCAUGAGCGCAACAUGCACACCAACAACAAGCCUUUCCCCUGCACGCAGUGCGGCAAGACCUUCAAUAAGCCACUGUCCCUGCUCCGCCACGAGCGCACCCACCUGGGCGAUCGGCCCUUCAGCUGUCCCGACUGCGGGAAAGCCUUCGCAGUGGCCAGCCGCAUGGCCGAGCACCAGAAGGUGCACAGCGGAGUGAGACCCUACACCUGCACCGUCUGCGCUAAGUCCUUCACCAAGUCCUCCAACCUGGUGGAGCACCAGGCCGUGCACAGCGGCAUCCGGCCCCACAAGUGCUCUGAUUGCGGGGUGUCAUUCGCCAUGGCGUCCCGCCUGAUCCGUCACCAGCGAGUCCACACCGGGGAGAAGCCUUUCAGCUGCACCGGCUGUAGUAUGUCCUUUAGCCGUACGGCCGCUCUGAAGCGCCACCAGGAGAACACGUGUGCAGGGAGGAUCUUUGUGUGUGUGGAGUGUAACAGAGCUUUCCAGUGUGACUCUCAGCUCACUGAGCACAUGAAGAGCCAUGCUGCUGCAGCCACAAAGGAAGACAACUGAUUCUCACUGGGAGUUACCCUCUCAUAUAGCAACCAACCUAACUGAUCUCUACAUGUUAGGGAAACACAUUGCAUCCUUUGGCAAUAUCUGAAAAUGUAUUCUAAAAGUACUGUAUUUCAUUUUGCCUAUGUGAAAGCUGAGUUGGGAAAAAAAGCACAAAAGUUUAUCAGAGGUAUGAUGAAAACAAAUUAUAGGCAGCUUUUUAUAAUAUCUCUGAUCUAUUGUUAAAUUAUUUAGUAUGCUACAAUGUUGUUGCAAAGUUUAUUGGUAAACCAGACAGACUGUUAAUAACGUCUACUAAGCAUUACUUUCAUGGAAAGUUACGUGUAUAUGAAUGUGUUUCAAAUGUUAACAUAAUGUAUUGCUUACCUGUUCUUAUAACACACUGCCUUUUUGACACAAGCAGCAGCUUUUGCUUUCCGCUAUAUUUUCUUUGAAGUACACCAGUAAUCAUUUGUGCAUGUCGUACGUCUUGUGUCACAGUUCUAUUUAGAUCUUAAUUUAUUUUAAAAUACAGUAACAUGGAAUAGAGGAGAAAACAAUAUUAUCAAUUAUCAGUGUUUAUAACUCCUUUCCUGGAGGGCAGAAACACUUCUGACAACCUGCCCUUCUAAUCAGGGAUUGAUUCCGACUUGGGACACCAGCUGUAUGUGGCUGGUCAGCAGGUAGACACAAAGCUAUUAGAGGCUGGCUAACUCUGCACUAUAUCUUUAUUUUCCCCAAAGACUAAUUAUGUUUAAUUGUAUGUAGCUUGAAAUGGGUCAUCCAAAUCUAUUCUAUAGGUGGGUGAUAAUUCCUAAGAACACCUUUGAGAAGAGGAACAUCCUGCAUUUUUAAGUGCAUGGUGCAUUAAAAAUUGCACCUUAUUUUCUAACAACGGAACUACCUUUGACCAGAGUGCUAAUCUUGUUUCAGAAGCACACCUUGUGACAAACAAGAGAUGGGUCCUGAUGGUGCAUUUGAGAGGUAAAUUAUAUGGGCAGAAUCAUAUGGGCUGAAUUGUAUGUGAACAAUCAGAAUCUUAAUACAUUACAUUUACAUUAUUGUUUGUUAUGGAUUUGUUAGGUUUGGUUUUCAUACUUGGCCCAGUUGUGUAGCAUUCUUUUUUUACACAGUUUGGACACCAUCUCAAAGGGCUACAGGAUAACACUGUGUCCCAUCCUUCUCUGAAAAUCAAGACCAACAAGACUGAAUGAGAUUAAUCUCCUUUAAAGCACUUUUUACUUUUAAUGCUGAUGAGACUUUGAGCUUUCAGCAGAGACAAGUAGUUUGACUUAGACCAGGGGAUUUGAUCUUCUCCAAUACCUCUAUACUAGCAGGUUCUGAUCAUUUGUCCUGAAAUACCUCUGUACUUACUGGUUGUGAACAUUGAUCCCCAAAUACCUCUGUACAUAUUGGUUGGGAACAUUGAUCCUCAAAUACCUCUGUACAUACUGGUUGUGAACAUUGGUUCCCCGAUAUGCCAUAGUUCCCGAUAUGCCAUGUCUUAUUAUGGUUCAGAACAUCUUGAAUGAUACAUUUCUGAUGGUGUAUUAUCAGACAACUUAAGUAUUUCUAUUCAUUAUUUAUCUACGUAAACCAAGAUUGAGUUGAAUUAAGGUAAUUCAACACAGCUAUCUGACAGAGUUCUGUUGCGCACUUGUGCAAUUGGGCUGUACGCUGCUGGCAAUACUCGGCCCUCAUUCAGGGGGGUUGCGGU